Messenger RNA from Cololabis saira (Pacific saury), 5318 nucleotides. RefSeq names its product ATPase family AAA domain-containing protein 2-like. Lineage: Eukaryota; Metazoa; Chordata; Actinopteri; Beloniformes; Belonidae. Gene Ontology annotation, biological process: positive regulation of transcription by RNA polymerase II. The coding region runs from base 127 to 4644 and encodes 1505 amino acids. The transcript is spliced from 29 exons. Gene Ontology annotation, cellular component: nucleus. The record is from RefSeq and is a predicted model, not a curated record. Gene Ontology annotation, molecular function: chromatin binding; histone binding; ATP hydrolysis activity.
UAUGGCGCCAGAACUCAAGGGUUCGUCUUCAGCUGGAGGAUUCCACCCUGGGUUCUGUAAUGUUAGCUCUAAACACCCCGUACUUGGGCUGAUUUAUUCCCCAGAUCUCAGCGGUGUAAAGGCAGGAUGGUGGUCCUCCGCAGCGGCGGCUCGACCCCGCAGAAGCUGCAGCUGGACACCAGCUCCGAGUUCCUGUCGCUGCUGCCCGCCAAGCAGAGGACGAGCACCCGCUCCUCCCGCUCCCGCUCCCGCAACGACAGCUGCAGCAGCCCCGACAUCGGCGCGGAGAAUGGAUAUGCUGACGUAAAGCCAGGGGGAGGCAGUGGUUUCAAUCACUCUCUUCGGACAAGAGGACGAAGAGUUAAACUCGAGGUCUCUUUUGCUGACUCGGUGCCAGAAACCAGCUCUCCUUUGGAUGAAGGCAAAGUCGAAGGGUGCUGCACCAGAAAAUCUUCCAGGUUGCAGAGAGAGGGAACAAUUUCCAAUGGAAAACAGCAAGCAGAUGCUGCAGAUGAAGUGGAGGGGUCAUCCACUCCCAAAAGGAGUCGUGUUAACCUACGGAGACGAGAAAUGGAGGAGGAGGAAGAUGGUUCAGUGCGACGAAGCUCAAGAGUCACCAAAUACAAAUACAAAUCACGUAACCAGUCAGUACUGUACGACCGCCUCAUCACCAACACUGCUGAAGCUGUUCUUCAAAAGAUGGAUGACAUGCAGAAGAUGAGACGCCGUCUAAGGAGCAAAGACAAGGAUAGAGACACUAAAGAGGAGCAGCUGGGGUUGUACACAAGUGGCAGAAGGUCUCUGAGGGUGAAUGCCCAAAGUAAAAAAACUGAGGAGAGGGGCCAAGGAGUAGAUGAAGAUAACGAUGAUGAUAAGGAGGGGAAGGAGGAAGAGGAGGAAGAGGAGGAGGAAGGAGAAGAAGAAGAAGAAGGGGAGGAGGACGAGGAGGAGGAAGGUGACAACGAUGACGACGAUGAAGAUGGAGAGGAUGAGGAAGAAGAAAACCACAGACGUUAUGACUUCAGACAGAGAAAGACUGCGGUUCGCUACCAGGCACCACUGGAUGAACCCAGAGAGCCCAGGAAACACAGCAUGUAUUUCAAGGACCACUCCUCUCCAACCAGACGCAGGUUCAGAUUCAGCUUCACAUCCCCAAGGAGCCCCUACAACAGGAGGAGAUCAAGCAGAAGGAGGCAUGCCAUCCAUAGUAGUGACUCCACAUCCUCCUCCUCAGAUGAUGAGAAAUUCCAGAGACGCAGGGGCAAGAACAGGAACCGAUCGGUCAACAGAUGUUUGCCAAUGAACCUUUUAAAGGAAGACCUGCAGGGGAUCCAAAAAGACAGGAUGAAGAUUGGAGCCAGCCUCGCCGAUGUGGACCCCAUGCAGAUAGACAAGGCGGUGCGCUUUGACAGCGUUGGAGGUUUGAGCCGACACAUUUCAGCACUAAAGGAGAUGGUGGUGUUUCCUCUGCUCUAUCCAGAGGUCUUUGAGAGGUUCAAGAUCCAACCGCCCAGGGGAUGUCUAUUUUAUGGUCCUCCAGGCACUGGGAAGACCCUGGUAGCCAGAGCACUGGCCAACGAGUGCAGUCAGGAAGAAAGAAAGGUGUCAUUCUUUAUGAGGAAAGGAGCCGACUGCCUUAGUAAGUGGGUUGGCGAAUCAGAGAGACAGCUACGACUGCUAUUUGACCAGGCAUAUCAGAUGCGUCCAUCCAUCAUAUUCUUUGAUGAGAUCGAUGGCCUGGCUCCAGUCAGAUCCAGUCGUCAGGAUCAGAUCCAUAGUUCAAUUGUGUCAACCCUUCUGGCUCUUAUGGAUGGACUAGACAGUCGAGGAGAAGUAGUUGUUAUUGGAGCGACCAACAGACUGGACUCUAUUGACCCGGCUCUGAGAAGACCGGGGCGCUUUGACAGAGAGUUUCUUUUCGGCCUGCCUGACAGAGAGGCAAGAAGAGACAUUCUGAAGAUCCACACAAGACAAUGGACUCCUCCCCUCUCUGACAGGUUUCUUGAGGACUUUGCAGAUAAAUGCGUUGGGUACUGUGGAGCAGAUAUCAAGGCCGUGUGUUCAGAAGCUGCUCUGUGUGCCCUGCGGCGCCGCUACCCGCAGAUCUACUCGUCAACGCAGAAACUCGUGCUGGAUGUAAACUCCAUCGUCAUCACUAACAAAGACUUCAUGUACGCCAUGUCUAAGAUGGUGCCAGCUGCCCAGAGGGCUGUAGUGUCACCAACCAAAGCCUUGAUACCUGCUAUUCGUCCUCUGUUGAGCGCCACCUUGCAGAACAUCCUCAACACGCUCAGCAAAGUGUUCCCUCAUGCUGAGCAGGGAUUAAAGAGAAAAAGAGAAGAUGUGGCCUGUGGAGUUUUUGACGAUGAUGUGAUGUUUAGCGAGGAAGAGGACUAUGUGGGGUUAUCUGGUGAACCCAGUUGUCCGUCCCAACCAAAAACGACUGCAGCUAACGGCCUCCUAAACCUCAACAGGUGCGUGUUCAGCCAGCCGACAACCUACCGACCCAGACUUCUGCUGGAAGGCAGGCCAGGCUCGGGUCAGACUUCACAUUUGGCUCCUGCUGUCCUUCACGCUCUGGAAAAAUUCACAGUUUACACGCUGGACAUGGCUGUGCUCUUCGGGGCCAGUGCAACAGCCCCUGAAGAAACCUGUGCUCAGAUUUUUGUUGAAGCCAAACGGACCUCUCCCAGUAUCCUGUACAUCCCACACAUCGGCCAGUGGUGGGAAACAGUGGGUCCCGCCUUAAGGGCGACCUUCCUGAGCCUCCUCAACUCCAUCCCUGCCUUCUCUCCUAUACUGCUGCUGGCUACCUGCAGCCUUCACUAUGAUGAUCUGAGUAUGGAGGUGCAAGAGUUGUUUCGUGUUGAAUAUGGAGAGGUUUUCCAUGUCCUGCCCCCCACUUCCAGAGAGAGAAGGGCCUUCUUUGAGGAUCUACUUCUCAACCAGGCUGCAAAAGCCCCAGCUUCCAAAAAACAAGCAGUGAUCCAUGCAUUAGAAGUCCUUCCAGUCGCCGCUCCACCUGCCCCUCGACAGCUGACCAAAGAGGAGAGCCAGCGACUAGAGGAGCAAGAGGAAGGCACCCUUCGUGAGCUCCGUCUAUUUUUGCGGGACGUCACAAAUCGCUUGUCCCAGGAUAAGCGAUUCAAGGCCUUUGCAAAGCCGGUGGAUUUAGGAGAGGUUCCAGAUUAUGCUGAAGUAAUCAAGAAGCCCAUGGACCUGUCAACAGUUGCGUCCAAAAUAGACCGCCAUCAUUACGGGACAGUCAAAGAGUUUCUUGAGGAAGUGGAUCUCAUCUGGAAGAAUGCCCUGGAAUAUAACCCAGACAGGGAUCCUUCAGAUCGCCUGAUCCGCCACAGAGCAUGUGCAUUAAAGGAUACCGUCCAUGCUAUCAUCCAAGAAGAAUUAGAUGAGGAUUUUGAGAAGAUUUGUGAGGAGAUCAAACAGUCACGCAAAACAAGAGGUUGCUCCACCACACUUGCUCCCUCCUUCUACCACGUCCUCCCCAAACAGCCCCAACCUGCUCCAAAUGACAAUGUCAACAGCAGGAUUUCACAAAGCGAGACCGUUGAAUCCACAGUUGCAGUUUCAAAUAAUACAAGUUCCUAUUCUCUUACAACCCCUAAAAACACAGCCCGAAAGAAGAAACGUCGUAAAAGAAGCUGGAAAACUGGCUACAUUCCAAAGAAGAAAUCUUCUCCACAUGUGUCCAAAUAUGGUGCACAUUUGGGGUCUGAUGAGGAUGAUGGAGAAGGAGAUGAUGAGGAUGAGAGUGAGAAGAAAGGAGGGAGAGAGGGCAAUGUCACAGAAGAUGAGCAGAUGGUUGCUGAAGCUGAAGCAGAACCAGCACCUGCAUCACCCCAGAAAGAGAGUGUUGAGUCUGACCCAAGAGAACAAAAUGGUCAUGAGGAGGAGAUGCAAAGAGAAGAGAUGACACCAGUUGAAGAGGAGGUGGUCCUAUGUGGAGUAGGGAAACUCAAAAAUGACAUCUGGUCACCGAACACAAAUGAUACAACUGUCAAAUAUCAGUCAGAACCGGCUGAAAACGGAACCAGUAAGGAAGAAGACGAAAGCCAUGAAACUAUCUCAAUCAACACUAAGAAGGACAAUUGCAGCGGCACAGAGGGAGACAGUCCACACACUGCAACGGUAGAAACCAUCACUCAAGAACAGUCGAAGAUUGAGAUCGUCAAGAUUCAGUCUGCAGGAGAAGAACCAAAGAGCAAAGUAGUCGCAACAGAAGAAGCGGAGCUGAAAACUCCAGCUGAGCCAAUGGAGUUGGAUCCAACGUUAACCUCAAUCCCAGAUGCAGCUGCAGCCGCCGCGGGGGAGACGGACACAAGAACAGAGAACAACAUGAGGCGAAUGACUCGGGCUCUGAAAAACACUGUGCUGCAGCAGCAGAUGAUUGAUGUGGACAAAGCUCUGGAGAUCCUGCAUCAGGAGACGCCUCCUCUGGUUGUGGAUAGAGACAAAUUGAAGGAGCUGUUGGAGAAGGUUGUGUCAAAGUCUGAAGGAUACGAAGUCUACAAGCUGGAGAAACUCUAUUCGCUGCUCUGCCAGAGCAUCUACAGAAACAGAAGAGAGUACAACAAAACUGCACUGAUACAGGAGUUGGAACAAGAAAUUGAAGACUUCUCUUGAUUUUUCUGCCAGAAAAAGCAACCAUUUUAUCUUUCAUUCUUAGCAUCUUCUCAGCCGUGUAAAUAUACAUUGGUUUUAUUUUCAUAUAAAUAAAGCAAGCUUCUUUAUUUGUUUUCUAGCUUAAACUUUGAAUUGCCUUUUAUUGUUUAUAUGUAAUUAAAUGGUUAUCCUCUGUGAUUAUGGGCUGUUUUUUAUGAGCCCAACCUUUUAAGCUAACAUUAACUGUAGGACUAUAAAAUGUUUGUUUUGAAAAAUAAUGUAAUGCAACUAACAACGUGCCCUUUCCCAUAACUUCUAGUAAAUCUUUAUUUACUUGUCCACCACACUGUGCAAGUUACAUUUGGGUUGGAUAACAUUUUGUUUACUUAAAUUUUCUGAAUAUUCCUAUUAUAGACUAUCAGGUAUUUAUUUUUGUACGUCAAUCUACAUGAGAAAACAUCCACCAUCAAAGAAUAAUUCUUCCAGUUUUGCAUUUCAGAGCCCAGAGUAGUUUUAAAUAAAGUGUGACAAGUUAUAUAACAUGAUCUGUGCUUCUGCAGGAACUAGGUCAGUGAAUUUGUGACCUGUUUUUUUGUUUUGUUUUCUGAAGCUGUGUUAUAAACAUGGCAUCUGAAAUGUUGAAGCUGUUGGUGAUGAUUGUCAUAAAAUAAACUAAAUGGUUGUAUUACAAUGAA